CUGAUUUUCUUUUUCUUAUUUUCAGACCAAACAUGGCACUGCCGCCAUAUUUGAUACCAGGAAGCCCCUGGGCCUAUAUGGCCCAGCAGCAGGCUCAGCUUGCUGCUGCCCAGGCCCAGGCUGCUCAUGCCCAGAUGCAUGCUCAUUUUCAAGCGCAGGCGCAAGCACAGGCUCAAGCUCAGUCGAUCCCACGCUCGCAAGCUGGCCCACCUCCGGUUGAAAAUGUCUCUCUGGAGAAAAUGCAAGAGAAGGCACGCAGGUGGCAGCAACUUCACAACAAGAAAUAUGCGGAGAAAAGGAAGUUUGGGUUUGUUGACGUACAGAAAGAAGAGAUGCCACCUGAACACAUCCGUAAAAUCAUUAGAGAUCAUGGAGAUAUGUCCAGUAGAAAGUAUCGUCACGACAAACGUGUAUACCUUGGUGCACUGAAAUUCAUGCCCCAUGCUGUUCUUAAACUUUUGGAGAACAUGCCUAUGCCUUGGGAGCAGAUCAGGGAUGUCCAGGUCCUGUAUCACAUCACUGGAGCUAUCACAUUUGUAAAUGAAAUUCCGUGGGUUAUUGAGCCAGUUUAUAUAUCUCAGUGGUCCACAAUGUGGAUGAUGAUGAGGAGAGAGAAGAGAGACAGACGUCACUUCAAGCGAAUGAGGUUCCCGCCUUUUGAUGAUGAGGAACCCCCAUUAGAUUUUGCUGACAACGUUUUAGAUGUUGAACCUUUGGAAGCUAUACAGAUGGAUUUAGAUCCAGAGGAAGAUGUUGAGGUUGUCGAUUGGUUCUAUGAGCACAAACCACUUAUUGACACGAAGUAUGUUAACGGCCCAACGUAUAGGAAGUGGCGGCUCACCCUUCCACAGAUGGCUACAUUGUAUCGUCUGGCAAACCAGCUUCUGACAGAUGUGUCUGAUAACAACUACUUCUACUUGUUUGAUCUGAAAUCUUUCUUUACAGCAAAGGCAUUGAACAUGGCACUACCAGGUGGUCCUAAAUUUGAGCCUCUGAUCAAGGACAUGAACCCAGCUGAUGAAGACUGGAAUGAGUUCAAUGACAUUAACAAGAUUAUAGUUCGACAUCAAGUCAGGACAGAGUACCGCAUUGCUUUCCCUUACUUAUACAAUAACAUGCCUCAGUAUGUCCACCUUAGCUGGUAUCACACUCCUGUCGUUCUGUACAUCAAGACUGAGGAUCCCGAUCUUCCGGCUUUCUAUUUUGAUCCCUUGAUCAAUCCCAUCUCUCAUCGAAAUACUGUCAAGAGUGAGACUCUUCUGCCUGAUGAUGAUGAGGACUUUGAAUUGCCAGAUGAUGUUGAGCCAUUAUUAAAGGAGUGGCAAUUAUAUGAUGAUGCGACAGCAAACGGAAUAGCACUUUUAUGGAGCCCAAGGCCAUUCAACAUGCGUUCAGGAACAAUGAGGAGGGCUAUUGACGUUCCGCUCGUGAAGACUUGGUAUCGUGAGCAUUGCCCACCUGGACAGCCAGUGAAGGUAAGGGUGUCAUACCAGAAGCUGUUGAAAUACUUUGUCCUCAAUGCCCUAAAGCACCGUCCACCUAAAGCACAGAAGAAACGCUUCCUGUUCCACUCGUUCAAAGCCACCAAGUUCUUCCAGACAACCACCUUAGAUUGGGUUGAAGUAGGUCUGCAAGUAUGUCGACAGGGUUACAACAUGUUGAACCUCCUAAUUCAUCGCAAAAACUUGAACUAUCUCCAUUUGGAUUAUAACUUCAAUCUUAAGCCAGUGAAAACUUUGACAACAAAGGAGCGUAAAAAGUCGAGAUUCGGCAAUGCAUUCCAUCUGUGCCGAGAAAUUUUGAGGCUAACAAAGCUAGUUGUUGAUGCUCAUGUACAGUAUCGACUGAACAACGUUGAUGCUUUCCAAUUAGCUGAUGGUUUGCAGUACAUAUUUGCUCAUGUUGGUCAGCUUACUGGUAUGUAUAGGUACAAGUACAAGCUUAUGAGACAGAUUCGUAUGUGUAAGGAUCUCAAGCAUGUUAUCUACUACAGAUUCAAUACUGGACAGGUAGGCAAGGGCCCAGGAUGUGGAUUUUGGGCACCAGGCUGGCGAGUUUGGCUUUUCUUCAUGAGAGGCAUAACCCCGCUGCUAGAACGAUGGCUUGGUAAUCUUCUGUCUCGUCAGUUUGAAGGUCGACACAGCAAAGGCGUUGCAAAGACUGUCACCAAGCAAAGGGUAGAAUCUCACUUUGAUCUGGAACUAAGAGCUUCUGUCAUGCAUGACAUUCUGGAUAUGAUGCCUGAAGGCAUUAAGCAGAAUAAAGCCCGCACCAUCCUUCAGCACUUAUCAGAGGCUUGGAGAUGCUGGAAAGCUAACAUUCCAUGGAAGGUUCCUGGUUUGCCAACUCCCAUUGAGAACAUGAUUCUGCGUUAUGUGAAGAUGAAAGCUGAUUGGUGGACAAACACUGCUCACUACAAUCGGGAACGUAUACGUCGUGGUGCAACAGUAGACAAGACUGUUUGCAAGAAGAACAUGGGCCGCCUCACUCGUUUGUAUUUGAAGAGUGAGCAGGAAAGGCAACAUAACUACCAGAAGGAUGGUCCAUACAUCAGUCCCGAAGAGGCUGUUGCCAUUUACACCACAACAGUUCAUUGGCUGGAGUCUCGUCGUUUUGCUCCCAUACCUUUCCCACCACUGUCAUAUAAGCAUGAUACAAAGCUACUGAUAUUGGCUCUCGAGAGAUUGAAGGAAGCCUACAGUGUGAAGUCCCGUUUAAAUCAAUCUCAACGUGAGGAGCUGGGACUUAUUGAGCAGGCAUAUGAUAACCCUCACGAGGCUCUCUCCCGUAUCAAACGUCACUUGCUCACACAAAGAGCUUUCAAAGAAGUUGGAAUUGAAUUCAUGGAUCUGUAUAGUCAUUUGAUUCCUGUGUAUGAUGUGGAGCCUCUGGAGAAGAUAACAGAUGCUUACCUUGAUCAGUACUUGUGGUAUGAAGCUGACAAACGUCGCCUGUUUCCACCGUGGGUGAAACCUGGAGACUCCGAACCACCACCUCUCCUCGUGUACAAAUGGUGUCAGGGUAUUAACAAUUUGACAGAUGUAUGGGAUACUGCUGAUGGUGAAUGCAACGUAAUGCUGGAGUCCAAGUAUGAAAAGCUCUAUGAGAAGAUAGAUUUGACCCUAUUGAACAGAUUGCUGCGACUUAUUGUAGAUCACAAUAUUGCUGAUUACAUGACUGCGAAGAACAAUGUUGACAUCAACUACAAGGACAUGAACCACACAAAUCGUUAUGGCAUUAUUAGAGGCCUACAGUUUGCAUCCUUUAUUGUACAGUAUUAUGGACUUGUCAUGGACUUGCUAGUGCUGGGUCUAAAGCGUUCAGCAGAUAUGGCCGGACCUCCUCAGAUGCCCAAUGAUUUCUUAAACUUCCAAAAUGUGGCCACAGAAACACAGCAUCCAAUCCGUCUCUAUUCGAGGUAUAUUGAUAGAAUUCAUAUUUUCUUCAGAUUUACUGCAGAAGAAGCCAAGGACCUCAUUCAGAGGUACCUCACAGAGCACCCAGAUCCUAAUAAUGAAAACAUUGUGGGGUACAACAACAAAAAGUGUUGGCCUAGAGAUGCAAGAAUGAGGCUUAUGAAGCAUGAUGUCAAUUUGGGACGCGCUGUUUUCUGGGAUAUAAAAAAUCGCUUGCCUCGCUCGGUGACCACCAUCAAUUGGGAGAAUUCAUUUGCUUCAGUAUAUUCUAAAGAUAAUCCAAACUUGCUCUUCAACAUGGCCGGGUUUGAGUGCCGUAUCUUGCCAAAGUGUCGUAUGACACACGAAGAAUUCAAGCACAGAGAUGGUGUAUGGAAUCUCCAGAACGAAGUCACAAAGGAACGAACGUCUCAGUGCUUCUUGAGAGUAGAUGAUGAGUCCAUGCAAAGGUUCCACAACCGCGUAAGACAAAUUCUCAUGGCAUCUGGCUCUACCACAUUCACAAAAAUUGUCAAUAAAUGGAAUACUGCCUUGAUUGGAUUAAUGACUUACUAUAGAGAGUCUGUCGUAAACACCCAAGAACUUCUGGACCUGUUAGUGAAAUGUGAAAAUAAGAUCCAAACUCGAAUCAAAAUUGGCUUGAACUCUAAAAUGCCUUCAAGAUUUCCCCCUGUUGUAUUCUACACACCUAAAGAACUUGGUGGUCUUGGUAUGCUUUCCAUGGGUCAUGUACUUAUUCCGCAGUCAGAUUUACGAUGGAGUAAGCAGACUGAUGUUGGCAUUACGCAUUUCCGCUCUGGUAUGAGUCACGAUGAAGAUCAGUUGAUUCCUAACUUGUACAGAUACAUUCAGCCUUGGGAAACAGAGUUUUUGGAUUCACAAAGAGUUUGGGCCGAAUAUGCCUUGAAAAGACAAGAAGCAACAGCGCAGAACCGUAGAUUGACUCUCGAAGAUCUCGAGGAUUCGUGGGAUCGAGGUAUUCCAAGAAUAAACACACUCUUCCAGAAGGAUCGCCACACACUUGCGUAUGAUAAAGGUUGGAGAAUACGUACAGAAUUCAAGCAGUUCCAGGUACUUAAGCAGAAUCCAUUUUGGUGGACACACCAGAGACAUGACGGUAAAUUGUGGAACUUGAAUAACUACCGAACAGAUAUGAUUCAAGCUUUAGGUGGUGUGGAAGGAAUUUUGGAGCACACACUUUUCAAAGGAACGUAUUUCCCUACAUGGGAGGGUCUGUUUUGGGAGAAAGCUUCAGGUUUUGAAGAAAGUAUGAAAUAUAAAAAGUUGACCAAUGCACAGAGAUCUGGUCUAAACCAGAUUCCCAACAGACGUUUCACUCUUUGGUGGUCACCUACCAUUAAUCGAGCAAAUGUGUAUGUAGGUUUCCAGGUACAACUUGAUUUGACAGGUAUUUUCAUGCAUGGCAAAAUUCCCACCCUCAAGAUUUCUCUUAUUCAGAUUUUCCGAGCUCACUUGUGGCAGAAGAUUCACGAGUCUGUUGUGAUGGACUUGUGUCAAGUGUUUGAUCAAGAGCUGGAUGCUUUGGAAAUUGAAACUGUCCAGAAGGAAACUAUUCAUCCCAGAAAGUCAUACAAGAUGAAUUCUUCUUGUGCUGAUAUUCUCCUUUUUGCAGCUUACAAGUGGAAUUAUUCCAAACCUUCCCUUUUAGCUGACUCCAAAGACACCAUGGAUGGUUCUACAACACAGAAAUAUUGGAUUGAUGUGCAGCUGAGGUGGGGUGAUUAUGACUCCCAUGAUGUGGAACGCUAUGCAAGAGCCAAGUUCUUAGAUUACACCACUGAUAAUAUGUCUCUGUAUCCUUCUCCCACUGGUGUGUUAAUUGCUAUUGACUUAGCAUACAAUCUUCACAGUGCAUACGGAAACUGGUUCCCUGGUGCAAAGCCACUGAUACAACAAGCUAUGGCAAAAAUCAUGAAAGCAAACCCUGCCUUGUACGUGUUACGAGAGCGUAUCCGCAAAGGUCUCCAAUUGUACUCUUCAGAGCCCACUGAGCCCUACUUGUCUUCACAAAACUAUGGUGAACUUUUCUCAAAUCAAAUUAUUUGGUUUGUAGAUGACACUAAUGUGUACAGGGUUACAAUCCAUAAGACAUUUGAAGGAAACUUAACAACCAAACCCAUCAAUGGAGCUAUCUUCAUUUUCAAUCCCAGAACAGGCCAGCUGUUUUUGAAGAUCAUUCAUACGUCUGUAUGGGCAGGUCAGAAACGUCUCGGUCAGCUAGCUAAGUGGAAAACUGCAGAAGAAGUUGCUGCUUUAAUUCGAUCCUUACCUGUAGAAGAACAGCCCAAGCAGAUUAUUGUAACUCGAAAGGGUAUGUUGGAUCCACUUGAGGUGCAUUUGUUGGAUUUCCCUAACAUUGUGAUCAAGGGCUCUGAAUUGCAGUUGCCUUUCCAGGCUUGUUUGAAGGUAGAGAAGUUUGGUGAUUUGAUUCUUAAAGCUACAGAGCCACAGAUGGUACUGUUCAAUUUAUAUGAUGACUGGUUGAAGAACAUUUCAUCCUAUACUGCAUUCUCAAGGCUGAUUUUGAUACUCAGGGCUCUUCAUGUAAAUAAUGACAGAACAAAGGUUCUUCUGAAGCCUGACAAAACUACAAUCACAGAACCUCACCACAUCUGGCCAUCUCUGUCUGAUGAAGACUGGAUAAAAGUUGAAGUGCAGUUGAAAGAUCUCAUUUUGGCAGAUUAUGGUAAAAAGAACAAUGUCAAUGUUGCAUCACUCACUCAGUCUGAAAUCAGGGAUAUCAUUUUAGGUAUGGAAAUUAGUGCUCCUUCAGCACAGCGACAACAGAUUGCCGAAAUUGAGAAACAGACUAAAGAGCAGUCACAGCUGACAGCAACCACCACAAGAACUGUCAACAAACAUGGAGAUGAAAUCAUCACCUCUACCACUUCUAACUAUGAAACGGCUACGUUUAGCAGCAAGACAGAAUGGAGAGUUCGAGCCAUUUCUGCAACCAAUCUCCACUUGCGUACCAAUUACAUCUAUGUAUCCUCCGAUGACAUUAAGGAGACAGGUUUCACUUACAUUCUCCCUAAGAAUGUUCUGAAGAAGUUUAUCAUCAUAUCUGAUCUCAGAACACAAAUUUCAGGCUACCUUUAUGGUAUUAGCCCAUCGGAUAAUCCACAGGUGAAAGAGAUCCGUUGUAUUGUUAUGCCACCUCAGUGGGGAACACAUCAGAUGGUGCACUUACCUCACAAAUUACCCUCUCAUGAAUUUUUGAAUGAAUUGGAACCCUUGGGUUGGAUCCAUACCCAGCCUAAUGAAUUGCCACAGCUUUCGCCACAUGACAUCACAACUCACGCCACUAUCAUGGCUGAUAAUAGUUCCUGGACUACGGAUCGCACCAUUGUUAUCACAUGUUCAUUUACCCCGGGUUCAUGUUCCCUACAAGCAUACAAACUCACACCAUCGGGCUUCGAGUGGGGUCGUAACAACAAAGACAUGGGCAAUAAUCCUAAAGGUUACCUUCCCUCUCAUUAUGAAAAAGUUCAAAUGCUGCUGUCUGAUAGAUUCUUGGGACUGUUUAUGACUCCACUGCAAGGCUCCUGGAAUUACAAUUUCAUGGGGGUGCGUCACGACCCAAAUAUGAAGUAUGACUUGCAAUUAGCCAGCCCUAAGGAGUUCUAUCACGAGGUCCAUCGACCUGCUCACUUCUUGAAUUUCUCCUCCUUAGAUGAAGCAGACACUGCAGGGGCAGACAGAGAUAAUGCCCUGGAGUAAUGUAGAAAUUGAUAUUUUAUCCACUUUGGUAAGGUUCAUAGCUGUAUUCGCAUAGAGAAGCAUAUUCUUGUGGAGCUUGUUAUCUAUAGUUUUUAUUUUUUCCAUAGUUUCUUAAGGAGUAUUUUCCUUUUUUAAUUUUUUUUCUAUUGUUUAUGUAUGAUGGUUUUUGGAUUAUAUCAGGUUUUGCAAUAAUCCAGCCUAUAUUCUUGUAAAAUACAACAUAUUUGAAUGUGAUAAUAAAUAUGAUCUUUUUAUAAAA
Macrobrachium nipponense is the source of this 7416-nucleotide messenger RNA. It is a transcript of the gene Prp8, whose product is annotated as pre-mRNA-processing-splicing factor 8. NCBI's taxonomy places the organism in Eukaryota, Metazoa, Arthropoda, Malacostraca, Decapoda, Palaemonidae. Gene Ontology annotation, cellular component: U5 snRNP; catalytic step 2 spliceosome. Gene Ontology annotation, biological process: spliceosomal tri-snRNP complex assembly; mRNA splicing, via spliceosome. Gene Ontology annotation, molecular function: U6 snRNA binding; U5 snRNA binding; pre-mRNA intronic binding. The record is from RefSeq and is a predicted model, not a curated record. The transcript is spliced from 7 exons. The coding region runs from base 33 to 7157 and encodes 2374 amino acids.